Cottoperca gobio is the source of this 2818-nucleotide messenger RNA. RefSeq names its product bone morphogenetic protein 5 (gene bmp5). Bases 502 to 1875 code for a protein of 457 amino acids. The record is from RefSeq and is a predicted model, not a curated record. The transcript is spliced from 7 exons. Gene Ontology annotation, cellular component: extracellular region. Lineage: Eukaryota; Metazoa; Chordata; Actinopteri; Perciformes; Bovichtidae. Gene Ontology annotation, molecular function: growth factor activity; cytokine activity.
AUACACUCUCUCUCUCAGGGGGGGAAAGAGGGAAAAAGGAAAGAAAAAUGCGAGUCGGAUCAUGAGUCGAGCUCCUCUCUGUUCAUUUUUGACACACUUCAUCCACUGGAAACUCCGGGUUAUCCCUCGACGUUAUGGGCGUACCUACGUUUUUCUGCAUCACAGAGGAGUAAGGUGUGGGACGGGGUCACAGCUCCAUAAAUACUUGGUGUGGCAGAGGUUUUGGAAUGACCCUGGAGGAGUAAAUACUGCUGGAGGAAGCUCGCGCACAGGAGAGGAGCGGCGACUUUGCUGCAAGCUGAUACCUCAUUUAUAUUAGGGCUGACUGGUAAAAGAAAAAAGAAAAGAAAAGCCUCCUCAGUAGCACCGUGAAAGUUGUGGUGCCUCUGUCUAAUAUGGAAAGUAUAUGAUUCCGUAUUGACAGGGAUAUAAAUUAUUUUAUUUUUCUCACAGAGUGCGAUGUAGUUCAACUUCACAUCCCAAAGUGAACUAUUUGUUAAGAUGACAGCGCUUACACCUCUGAGCAGUGCUGUACUUGGACUCGCGUGGAGCUGCUUGAGUUUUCUGUCCUGCGCUCAUUGCGGGUUAAGUGACAACCAUGUGCACUCCAGUUUUAUUUACAGGAGGUUGCGCAAUCACGAACGCAGGGAGAUCCAGAGAGAGAUCCUCUCCAUCCUGGGCUUGCCUCACCGUCCGAGGCCCUUUUCUCCCGGGAAGCAGGCGUCCUCCGCGCCGCUGUUCAUGCUCGACCUGUACAACGCCAUGGCCGUGGAGGAGGAGGAGGAGGGGGUGCAGCAGGGCGCAGGGAAGAGCUUCAGUGCCAAGGCUCAAGGGCACUCCAGGAAAGGUUACUACAGCCCCCAGCAUGCCGGGUACUCCGGUGUGGCACAGCCUUACCGAGCGGCCCCUCUGUUAGGCCACAGCCCCGCACUCACCACAGCGCACGACACCAACUUUCUCAAUGAUGCCGACAUGGUUAUGAGUUUUGUCAAUUUAGUGGAGAAAGAUAAAGAUUUUUCUCACCAACGACGACACUACAAGGAGUUCCGUUUUGAUCUGACUCAGAUCCCAGACGGAGAGGCCGUGACUGCGGCAGAGUUUCGGAUCUAUAAGGACCGCAGUCAUACUCGCUACGACAAUGUUACUCUGAAGGUUACCAUAUAUCAAGUCAUCAAGGAAUAUCAAAACAAAGAUGCAGAGACGUUCCUGCUCGACUCCAAAAAGGUCCAGGCGUCCGAUGGUGGCUGGCUGGUGUUUGACAUCACGGCCACCAGUAACCACUGGUUGAUGAACCCGCAGCAGAACUUGGGCUUGCAGCUCUGUGUGGAGACUGCAGAUGGCCGAAGUAUCAACAUAAAAUCUGCUGGAAUCAUUGGGAGGAACGGGCCCCAGUCCAAACAGCCUUUCCUGGUUGCUUUCUUCAAGGCCAGUGGGGUGUUGCUUCGCUCUGUCAGAGCUGCUGGUGGGAAAAAAAAGAACCACAAUCGCAAUAAAUCUACUAAUCAACAAGAAUCAUCUAGGGCACCAAAAACUGGAGAUUACAACACAAGUGAACAGAAGCAAGCCUGCAAGAAGCACGAACUUUACGUCAGUUUUCGAGAUUUGGGCUGGCAGGAUUGGAUCAUUGCACCUGAGGGCUAUGCUGCUUUUUACUGUGAUGGUGAAUGCUCUUUUCCACUCAACGCACACAUGAAUGCAACAAAUCAUGCAAUUGUGCAAACCCUGGUCCAUUUAAUGUUUCCUGACAACGUGCCAAAGCCAUGCUGUGCCCCGACAAAGCUCAACGCAAUAUCGGUGCUUUACUUUGAUGACAGCUCAAACGUUAUCCUCAAGAAAUAUAGAAAUAUGGUAGUUAGAUCUUGUGGUUGCCAUUAGUGGCCGGGCUAACUUUAAUUUAUGCUAUCUGGUAUGGGAAUCGCUGGAAAACACAUCUGCUGCAGGUGUGAUGUGAUGUACAGUAUUAUGUAUAUAAAGUUGUAUUACCUAAUUUAUUUUCUUUUUUCUUUUUUUUUUAAUAGCACUGAAUAUUGUCAUAUUUAAAUAAUUAGGACAACAUGUUGAUUUUACUAUCAGUUAUCAGUUAACGUCUAAGUCCGUUGGCAUAUACUCCCUCUUAGUUACGUUUGUAUAACUUUUAUGAGUUAACUAUUCACUGGAGUCAUCAUGAUACAUGAGAUCACUUCCCCCUUUUCUUGCUUUUCCCUUUGUAUAAUACGCUUGUGCAACAGAUGCUCACUGAGAAAGAAAUAUACAUGGAUAUAAGUAUAUGAUGGGUUGUUCUUCAAUAAGGACCAACGCUUAUAAAUGACUGAUACAUACAGAAUAAUGUCCCAACAUGCAGCACCAAAGUUCAUCUGACAAACAAGGGAGACAGCAAGAUGUUGCUAUUAGCAUUUAUAUCACAACUGCAACAGGCCAAUGGAAAUAUCAUAAAUCAAAUUGGAUCACUGGGACAAAAACAUAGUUAGUGUUCUCUCUAAUGUAAACCAAACUGCCCAGAGCUAUUUCAAAGCUGCCACUGUCUUUCAGCACUGAUACUGUUUCACCUUUUCCAAGCCAGCUUUUUUUUUGUUUUUCAUACGAGUGUGUUCACAGAAGGGGAUUAUGUAAGUCUGGAAUCUCUUAUAGUGUUGAGCGUUCACUCAUGUCAUUUUUUAAAACAAUGUUUAUGUAAAUCUCUUCCAUAAACGCUGUAAUCUCAUCCCUCUGUGGACUGCAAACGUCUUUGCUCCACACUGAUUCUAUCUUGUGUUUUGGGGAAAGUAUAUCUUUAUGUAGAGUGUUGUGUAUUUUAAUAAAUGUACCACUUGAGAACUUU